Molecule: messenger RNA, 1574 nt
Organism: Coffea eugenioides
Lineage: Eukaryota; Viridiplantae; Streptophyta; Magnoliopsida; Gentianales; Rubiaceae
Product: mitochondrial uncoupling protein 1
Exons: 9
Coding region: 305-1228 (307 amino acids)
Biological process (GO): mitochondrial transport; mitochondrial transmembrane transport
Cellular component (GO): mitochondrial membrane
Molecular function (GO): oxidative phosphorylation uncoupler activity
Source: RefSeq, a predicted model, not a curated record
CGCUCGCUCGCUGCCGCCCGGCCUUUUCCCUUUAAAGCAGCAUCAGCAGCAGCAGCACUUUCCUCGACAUUGCCCCGACUCCAUACCCAAUCCCCACUUCUUCCUUUGCCCAAAACCCAACCUUUCUCUCAUCAAGCAUCGUAUCAUACCUGGAAAUUUUUGGUGUUAGGUUCUUUUUUUCCAGCAUUCAACUGGAAUAUUAAGCCUGGCAUCAGCCGGGUUCCCAGUUCACCAGGCGUUGAGUUUAUUGUAGUUUUGUGUACCACUUGAGUGUUUUUUUUCUUGGGAAUUUGAUUUUUCCGAUAUGGGUGGUGGGGAUCACGGCAACGCCAAAUCGGACAUUUCACUCCCCGGAAUCUUUGCUAGCAGCGCCUUCGCCGCCUGCAUCGCCGAGGUGUGUACUCUGCCUUUGGACACAGCUAAGGUCAGGCUGCAGCUUCAAAAGAAGGCCGUUGAAGGGGAUGGACUGGCUUUGCCUAAAUACAGAGGCUUGUUGGGUACGGUGGGGACCAUUGCUAGAGAGGAAGGUAUGUCUGCAUUGUGGAAAGGAGUUGUGCCAGGACUACAUCGUCAAUGCCUGUUUGGAGGUCUCAGGAUUGGAUUGUAUGAACCUGUUAAGAACUUUUAUGUAGGCAAGGAUCAUGUGGGGGAUGUGCCUUUAUCAAAGAAAAUACUUGCUGCUCUCACAACCGGUGCUUUCGGUAUUAUGGUUGCAAAUCCCACAGAUCUUGUUAAAGUACGACUCCAAGCUGAGGGUAAGUUGCCACCUGGUGUGCCAAGGCGUUAUACAGGAGCAUUAGAUGCUUAUUCAAAAAUAGUGAGACAGGAAGGAAUUGCAGCCCUCUGGACCGGACUUGGGCCCAAUGUUGCACGAAAUGCCAUCAUUAAUGCUGCUGAACUAGCCAGUUAUGAUCAAGUGAAGCAGACAAUUCUGAAGAUCCCUGGGUUCACAGAUAAUGUUCUCACUCAUCUUUUAGCUGGUCUCGGAGCUGGUUUCUUUGCAGUCUGCAUUGGUUCUCCAGUUGAUGUGGUAAAGUCCAGAAUGAUGGGAGAUUCCGCAUACAAGAAUACGCUUGACUGUUUUGUCCAGACUUUGAAGAAUGACGGACCUCUUGCUUUCUACAAAGGCUUUAUCCCCAAUUUUGGGCGGCUAGGAUCAUGGAAUGUGAUCAUGUUUCUGACUUUAGAGCAGGCUAAGAAGUUUGUGAGAAGUAUAGAGUCAUCUUGAUUUUGAAGGAUGGGGUGUCAACCAAAACUGUGACGAUCCUAUCUUCGGACAUUCUUGUUAAACAUGGAAGCUUUGCGUUGGAGGGAAAUAAGAACCCCAACUUCUUCUUGUUGAUCUGGGUUCUGAAACCUAAUAAUAAGAUCAUGAGAACAGUUGAAAUUGGAGAGAGGAAUGGACUAAAAUGUCGAUCUUCAAUAUGUAAUCACAGCGUCCAUUAUUUUGCUCUUAGUUCCACAUACAUUAUUUGGUAGUAUCCUUUAUCUGACAUUUAUUUGAGGAAUUUGAGGUUCCAAAUCAUUCCGUGUAGAAAUGGAAAAAAUAUCUGCUCUCACAGAGUCCGCACAAA